Molecule: messenger RNA, 6849 nt
Organism: Hemibagrus wyckioides
Lineage: Eukaryota; Metazoa; Chordata; Actinopteri; Siluriformes; Bagridae
Gene: radil
Product: Ras association and DIL domains
Exons: 13
Coding region: 3926-6799 (957 amino acids)
Biological process (GO): neural crest cell migration; substrate adhesion-dependent cell spreading; signal transduction
Cellular component (GO): microtubule
Molecular function (GO): GTPase binding
Source: RefSeq, a predicted model, not a curated record
UCAAUCAAUCAAUCAAUCAAUCAAUCAAUUAAUUAAAAGAUUCUGCUUUUUCUUCGCUCAAGGUUUCAAACCUGAUGGAUCUUCCAAAUACUGAAGAGCUAUCUAUAUUGUCCUCUUUAUUUAUUUCUCCCUCCUUCUCUCUCUGUCUCUCUCUCUGUGUCUCACUCUUUCUGUCUCUCUCUGUCCCUCUCUCUCUCUCUCUCUCUCUGUGUCUCACUCUUUCUGUCUCUCUCUCUCUGUCCCUCUCUCUCUCUCUCUGUCUCUCUCUCUCUGUCCCUCUCUCUUUCUGUCUCUCUCUCUCUGUCCCUCUCUCUCUCUCUCUCUCUCUCUCUCUCUCUGUGUCUCACUCUUUCUGUCUUUCUCUGUCCCUCUCUCUCUCUCUCUCUCUCUCUGUCUUUUUCUCUCUCUGCUUUUGUCUGUCUGUCUGUCUCUCUUUCUAUCUCUCUUUUUCUCUCUCUGCUUUUCUCUCUCUCUCUUACUCUCUUGUUUUGUCUGUCUGUCUCUCUCUUUCUGUCUCUCUCUUUCUGUCUCUCUCUCUCUCUCUCUCUUUCUUUUUCUCUCUCUGCUUUUGUCUGUCUGUCUCUUUCUCUCUCUGCUUUUGUCUCUCUCUCUCUCUCUCUCUCUCUCUCUCAGCCGUAUUGUCUGCCUCAGCAUUCACUAAAGACAUGGUGAAUGUCUCCAGAGACCUGUUUGCACUGGGGCAGGGAGAAAUGAAGCAGCAUAGCCCUCAGUCUUCAUUCCUCACCACUCCUGCCACUGUUUGCACCAUUCAGACCCCUGAUACCCAGAUUAUUAAUGCUUCAUGGUUAUAAUAAACAUAUACAAACACUGAGUUAUUUUUAGAAUCCAUUAACAUUCACUAUUUUUCCCCUCGUGAAGAAUUUGAAUAUUCAGAUCCUAUUCAUCAGGAUGGAAGCCCUAAUGAAUAAUUCCCUAUUUUCAUACAGAAAUUAGAAGCAUAUUUGUUCACCACGGGAUCAGAAGCUUGCCCCUGUUUUUCUCGCUGCCUCUCCUCUUUCUUUGUUUGCUAUAGUGCUAAAUUAGGAAUUUAACAAGGUGGCCAUUGAGCCAAAACACAAAGUGGAGGUCAAAAUCAAUAUCCGCAAUGUUACUCAGGAUAAUUUAUCCUCGUGGCUCCACUGUGUGUUUGUGCUUGCGCGUUCACGUGGACGUCUGCGUCUCGCCUGCUGAACUGAUAAACCAGAAUUACGUUCAAGGGAUCUUAUAGAAUUGUAUAACUAUGCUUAAGUCAGAGAGUUGUAAACUUAUCCGUCUGCACAAGCUGAACUUGAUACCGGAUUCUUUCUUAUUAGGGACCUGGCCAUACAAAGAGCACAGACAUUUUUGAAACUGGAAUUUUACAGAAUAUGCCAUGGAUUUGGAAAGGGUUAUGGAUGAGCGAAGAUGGAGAUGUGGGCAGAUUACACUUGCUGCUCACUGUUGCUAAUCCCCACAUACACACCGACACACACACGUACCAAACACGCAUUGUGUGGCAUAAGCCAGGUGGCAGGGAGGCACAGUGCUGAAGUAUUUAACAACACACACUGACACCAGCGUCUCAUUAAUAAUGUAUGAACCACUACUGUAGUCAUUUAUUCCACACCACUGAUGAAUUCUCAAUUCUGAUUGGCUGAUUCUUUUUCUGGAACAAUCAAAUGCUUAUAAAAAAGCGCUUGUUCAUAUUACGCACAAAAUAUACAUAAUAUAAGGCUAUUUGUAAUAGAGUUAAAAAUGUAUGCUGAAAGUAAUCAUUGAUACAGUGCAGGUUUUCUGUACUGAGACAGCUAUUUACUAUUUACAGAAGGAGUCUCAGUUGUUAGCACUUUUUAUAACCUAGUAGUAAUACACUAUACUGCCAAAAGUUUUGGAACACCCCUCCAAGUCAUUGAAUUCAGGGGUUGAAAAGAAUUCUUAAUGCUUCAGCUUCAUACCAAGACAUUUUGGACAAUUUCAUGCUCCCAAGUUUGUGGGAACAGUUUGGGGAUGACCUCUUCCUGUUCCAACAUGACUGUACACCAGUGAACAAAGCAAGGUCCAUAAAGACAUGGAUGAGUGAGUUUGGUGUGGAGGAACUUGACUGUCCUGCACAGAGUCCUGACCUCAACCCCAUAGAACACCUUUGGGAUGAAUUAAGAGCGGAGACUGUGAGCCAGACCAAAACUGGGACGUCUGCCUUUACAUGCAUGUGAAUGUAAUAUGGAGUUGUCCCGCCCCUUUGCAGCUAUAACAGCUUCAACUCUUCUGGGAAGACUUUCCACAAUUUUAGGAGUGUGUUUAUGGGAAUUUUUGACCAUUCCUCUAGAAGCGCAUUUGUGAGGUCAGGCACUGAUGUUGGAUGAGAAGACCUGGCUCACAGUCUCCGCUCUAAUUCAUCCCAAAGGUGUACUAAGCAUUAAGAGUUCCUUUCACUGAAACUAAGGGGCCGAGCCCAACCCCUGAAACAUAACACUUGAAUUCAAUGAUUUGGGGUGGUGUCCCAAAACUUCUGGCAAUGUAGUGUAUGAUUUAUUCAAUACCAUUUAAAGUAAAAUUGUCUAAAAGAAGCUCAUUUAGCACUGACAUUUUUGCAAAACAAAAAAAAUGAUUUGCAAAUUCACCAUUUUAACAGUUUGAAACCAGCAGAAUGAUUUUUCAGAUUGUCUUUUUUAAGAACAUCAGCUUUACCAGGAUUUCUGCCUGAGUGAAAAAAUAACAUUUAAACAAUGUUCCUACAAUGUUGCUGCAACAUACAUGCUAAUAUUUCUACAAUGUGAAGUUGUGUAAGCAGCAAAUUUAGAGAUUAUACUUAGAUUACAGGAAGCAGGAUAACAAGGCAAUGAAAUCUUACACACUAUUUAAAAAGCUUUGCUAUUGAAAGUGUAUAAAGCACACGUUCUGUCUGUAGAGCCUCGCACUGCUGCUUGACUUCCUGUUCUCUGACAAGCAAUGACGCUUGAAUCCCUGGCGGUGAUGGACUCCGUCACAGACUUCCCAGUAUCAGAAGUUAGGACUGCCAGAGGACGUUGUGUCAACUCGAGGACCUUGUCUUACAUGCCAGGAGAGGCUUCAUGAAAUUGCUGAGUGUUACAUUUAGAGGCAGGAUGCAGGCAUUUCAGCAUUUUUUCGAGGGCAAUCCAGUAAUUAUUAGUUGUUGUGUAGACAAAACAAAGGCAGCCAAGUACACAGAGGGAAAAUCUAUAAUCAGGAAAUGGACAUGCAGAGGUCUCGUCAGUUCACAAGUGAUGAGAAAGAGGAAGUAGUGAGAGUAAAGAAGGUAUAACUGAUCAUAAUACAGAAACUAUCCAGAAGAAAGGUGAGUUUUGUGGUGUCCUUCAGCAUGGAUUAAUAAUAAGUGAUUAUUUAAAAUGAGUUAAACCUUUUUUAAGAAUCUUGAAGCAUGCUUUGAAGAAUUUUCAGCUUGUGCCACGAUAUUAGCAAUGUGUCUCGAACCACUGGUACCUUUUAUGCUGGAAAACUCGUAUCUACAGUCUACAUGCUUCUACAUGCAGUGACUGAGAUAACUGAAAGCUUUCAAAAGACAAAUCUAUAAUGGAAAAAAUAGAGAUGCAUAAAUCUGUUUUCCUCCACACCAGUGAGCCAGCAGUCAGGAAGGCUAGACCUGCUGAGUAUAGAUGCAUGAUCUAGUGUGUUGGAGAUUUGGCCUAGCGAUAACCUUGCAGGAGUUUGGGCCUCAUAAUGGUGACAACACAACUAGAAAUGGAUUGCAUACACACACUUGGGUUACAACAUUGUAAACAUCAACCUUCUCCUUAAGUGCAUGAGUGUGUGAUUGUGUUUUUCUGUACUGUUUUAUUGAUGUAUUCUACUUUGCUGUGUUGUGCACCUGCCCCCAGGGCCUCACACACACUCCCCUGUGUUAACGUCCACCCUGAGUAGGGGGGGGCAUGGUAAAAGCCAGCGGAGUUCCCCCCGGGGCUGGCGUAUGGUACUGCCCAGCACUCCGAAUCUUAAAGAUAUAAAUGCACAGGCACGCAAACUUCAGCGGCACCGCGCUAAAGGAACAAUGACCCUGCAGCACGGCCAGUCCUUCUACCGCAGUCUCAGCGAGACCAGUCUCAACCUGGUAGGUGUGACUGGGGAGGAGCCGAAGCGCUACUCUACGCUGCCCGGGUCAGGCCGUGCACGCUCAGACGGAUGCAAAGAGGGGGGCGGAGUCAAGCAUUCCCUCUACCAGUCACCUCAUUUGCUGCUGCUGCAAGGAUAUAACCGACAAGACUGCCUGGUUUACCUGCUGAACAAAGAGCAGCACACAGUGGGUCAGGAGACGGCAAGCACACGACCAAACAUCUGUCUGUCAUCUCCGGACAUCCUCCCACUCCACUGCCGCAUACGCCGCAGACGCUCGUCUUCCUCGUCUUCUUCAUCCUCUUCUUCUUCCUCCUCUUCAUCAGACCACCGGAUCUUACUGGAACCGGUCGGUCAUGGCACUGUGCUGGUCAACUUCACUCGUAUCGAGCGUCCUACUCCGCUUCGUCAUGGCGACCUGCUGUCUUUUGGCGCCCAUUACAUUUUUUUGUAUAGAGACCCACUGAGCGCCAAGCCGCUACCAGGCCACACCCUGACCCGCCUCCGUGCCCUCGGCGCCAUAAAUGGGGAGGCGUGUCCAACGUGCGGUGCUACCCCACGGGAACAGACGGGAUUUCGCCAAAGCUCAAAGAAUGCAAAGGGGCCAAAGAAGAGGAAGCUGGCAUUGGAGUUUGAGCGAGCCCAAGAGGACGCUCUGGUCAACCGGGUGCUCACGCUGAUCGAGCCGAGUGGCGAUGAUCACAAGCUGACUCCCGCAUAUCUGCUCUGCCUGUGCAUCCAACACUCGGCUCAUUCGUUUCCACCCGGCAGCUUCGGGAAACUGCUCCUCAAAAUCGCUAAGAAGAUCCAGAGCAUCGCAUGGGAGAAGACAAAGGAAUUGGCACAAAAGCAAGCUCAGCAUCAGGAUCCAGCAUCCCUGUCACUGCUUAGCAUCUCUGACCUUGUGCCGGAUCUUCAGGUCAUUUUCUUUUGGAUGGCGAACGCCAUCGAGAUCCUGUACUUCAUUCAGCAGAAAUCGCCUGCGUACAUGCAGAAUAUUGAAAUGAUGGACAGCAAAGCUGGAUCUAAAGAGUCGCUCCUCUCUGCGACAAUCUCAGCCAGCGAAGAGGUGAUGACCAUUCUGGAGGAAGUUAUCAUGUACACAUUUCAGCAGUGUGUCUACUACAUUACAAAGCUGUUUGGAUUUGUCAGUCAGUGUGUAUGUGUGUUGUGUACAAUUUUUCUCCAGUCGUUGUACGUGGUGUUGCCAGCCUUGCUGGACUGCAGCCCUUUCGGAGGCGAGUCGUCAUCAGAGGCAUGCCGGCGGACGACGGGUGCACGGGCAUGUACGUGCAGCGUGUGUGUCAUGCCCGAGGCUGUUCGUCGGGCUCUGUGUGUUUUUCAGACCACAGCCGAUCUCAUGCAGCAAUAUCAGGUCCAUGCUGAGAUCCAGAGCCAGAUGUUCGCCUACCUGUUCUUCUUCACCAAUGCCUCACUCUUCAAUCUACUCAUCGAUAAAGGUCCUGUGAGGGGCUGGUUCCAGCGUUCCCAAGCAUUACACAUACAGGCAUGUUUGCGGAUGAUCCUAGACUGGGCGAAAGGAGCAGGACGAGCUCAGAUCGCUCCGAAGUUUUUCGCUAAACUCUGCAGCGCAGUAACCAUCCUCAUCACUCCUGCCUCACAACUUUCACAGAUGAGUUGGAAAGUCUUGCGUGCCGAACAUCCGUCCCUGAAACCGGUCCAGCUUCACAGAAUCCUUACACAGUACCAGCUGACCGGCGAGGUGGGUUCUGUUCCAAUCUGGGUACCAAGCAGCGAAGAUGAAGCCUACGUGUACAGAACAGUGGAUCUGCUGGAGAGCUUUGAUAACCACCCUCCCAUCGUGCUACCCAGCGCUGGCUUUAAGGUGGACCUGGAGAGCGAGUGUGUAGACGACAGCAUCUACAGACAGCUACUGUAUAUCCGACACUUUCUGUGGGGUCUCCGCACCAAGACCCACGGCGGCACAGACCGACAGGAAAUACAGCGUGGAGAGGGAGAAGGAGAAGUGCGCAUUUCUUCCUUUGGAGGACGAGGAGAGGGCUCAGGAGCUGAGGAGAGGACAAGAGAACGAGCACACACUCCCCAUUACAGAAACGGAACGAGCGCACGGCAGGCUCCAGACCCGUCCUGCCUGUUUACUCCGCCUAACACACCCCAGUACCCAGAAUACACACACACCCCGUACACCAAACACUCGCAGCAGGAACACAUCCCAGCUAACGGGUGUACACGCUCCACUCCCGAGCACAAGAAGAUCAACGGAUACAUCAGCAAUGGCCCUCUUAAUGGGUGUGGCUUUCCUUUCCCCAUCCCUCUGGCCCAGACCCUGAGCAAUAAUUCUGACCCUGUGUGUUCCGUCUUUGUAGUGGACUUGGAUAAAGGACCCUAUGGUCUGGGAAUGGGACUCAUUGACGGACUUCACACUCCUCUGAAUUCACCGGGGAUCUACAUCCGCACACUGAUCCCUGAAGGACCAGCCGCUUCGGACGGCCGGCUGCACAUCGGAGACCGGAUCCUGGCUGUGAACGGGAAAAGCCUCAUCGGAGCCGAUUACCAGAGGUUUCUCACACAUAUCUCCAUCUCUCACAAUCCACAAUGUAACAACAGACACAUCUGUCACUUAUCAGGCCACAAACACAGACUAGUCCAGACAAUAUAUUUAGCACUUAUGGAAGUAAUGUCCAGUGUCAGGGCUUUUAAACUGGACAAAGGAGCUCAUGCUUCUUUACGUUUUUUUCUGGUAGCAUGAUAAUUAAUCACUCUUUACAGCAGUGAUAAGCCGAAAAGUUUCAUGGUGCU